AGUUUGAUCAACUUCCUUCCCCCGUUGUUGUCCUCGUUCAGCUCAACGACAAGUUCAUGAUGAAGUACUCUGUUGUCUCUCUCUUACUCUUCGUAGCCGGUACUCUCGCCCAGUUCACAAUCAACACUCCUGCCAAUGUUGUUGAGUGCCAGCCCACCCUCCUCGCGUGGUCCGGUGGAACUGCUCCCUACUACUUGAGCAUCCUACCUGGUGCGAGUCCCAAUGGUGUUGCUCUUGAGAAUUUGGGACAGCAAAAUAGCACCUCGGUGACCUGGAUCUGCAACAUCGCGUCCGGGACAUCUCUUGGUCUCACCCUUCGUGACAGCACUGGUUUGACUGCACAGUCGGCGCCUUUCACUGUAAACCCCGGAUCUUCAACUUCAUGCACUAACACUACGUCGAGUACGUCUCUUAUUACGUGUAACAAUCUAUUACCCCACUGAUGUUUUGUUUUCGCUUUUGUGUUCCAGUUUCAUCGGGUCCGACUGGCGCA
Molecule: messenger RNA, 493 nt
Organism: Suillus subalutaceus
Lineage: Eukaryota; Fungi; Basidiomycota; Agaricomycetes; Boletales; Suillaceae
Exons: 5
Coding region: 57-443 (128 amino acids)
Source: RefSeq, a predicted model, not a curated record